Molecule: messenger RNA, 2225 nt
Organism: Zingiber officinale
Lineage: Eukaryota; Viridiplantae; Streptophyta; Magnoliopsida; Zingiberales; Zingiberaceae
Product: FCS-Like Zinc finger 8-like
Exons: 4
Coding region: 690-1679 (329 amino acids)
Source: RefSeq, a predicted model, not a curated record
CCGACGGCAGUAAUGGCGGCAAUGGAAUGAAUGGUUUCCUUCCCUUGAGCUGUGAUAAAUUUAGCCGAGACAGGAGAAAGGUUGAAGAAGAAGAAGAAGAAGAAGAAGAGGAGGCCGCGAGGGCCCAACAAUAUGAUACGUGUAAGGAUAUGAUUCCCGGGCAAAAAGUAGCCACAUCACAUGGGAUUGCUCUUUAAAUACGCACCCUUUUCCGGAAGAGCGCCAUGGCCUCCACCACCAGGGCUGCAUGCCUCGACCUUGGAUUUUGAUAUGCUGCUUUCGCGGAGAGCGAUCGAGGGAGGGGAAAGGCGCGAUCUUGAUGGGUUUUCUCUGGUCAAUUUUGGAGUUUUAAGAUUCAAGUUCGACCUUUUUCGUUCUUUUUUGGGUCAAGCCGAUUUAGGGUUUAACUGGGGUCAACUGGGAUCGAGCGAGAACGCAGUGUUCUGUUCUUGCUCCAACAAUGGAUUUCCUAAAAAGUGUUCCUUUGAUCUGAAAAGAUUGAAGGAAGUGGCGUACUGUGAACAAUCUGUUCGUGUUUUUCGUCGUCUUGUUUAAAUUUCCAAUCUUUUUGAUCGUUCAAAGUUGCGCAGCAGCGGACAAGAAGAUUUCAGUACCAAGCCCUCGCUUUCAUGGCAUCAAGGGUUUGGCGAACGCUAUGCUGAGGAAGAAAUCGGUGAAAGCAAGCCCUAAUGUCUGAUCCCCACUCUUCCAAUAGCAGCUGCUGCAACAAGUCCAGAGCUUUCUCAAUCUUCUCCUCUCCAAGGCUCUUUGUGGGUGUCUCCUCACGUAGCUCCUCGGACUCCGAGGCCACCAUGAGCCCGACCUCCCUACUCGAGACCAAGAGCUUGCCCUCGAUCGGGCGCCAGCUCCUCUCCGAUGCUACCAAAUCCAGUGGCACAGAGAGCAAACUACAUGCUCGAUCAUUUGGCGACACUGACGCCGUCGGGCUCAGCAUCAUCGACGCUCUCAACGAGGAGAAAUCUACUAAAGCUUUCCCCAAUUCGGAGAGCAGAAGGGUGGUGUUUGGGUCGCUUCUCAAGGUCCAAAUUCCUUCCCUUUGCCCCGGCUCAAUGUCGCCAGUCGGAUCCCCGAUAGAGUUUGGCGUCAAGAACAAAGAAUCCCAACUAGCUCUGCUCUCCUCCCCUGCCCAGAGUUCUCUAGGCUUGGAGAUGACGACUUCUUCUUCUUGUAGGGUCUUUGCCAGGAGCAUCUCUAUGAGUGAGAUGGAACUCUCGGAGGACUACACUUGUGUGAUAUCUCAUGGUCCAAAUCCAAGAACCACUCACAUUUUUGACAAUUGUGUAGUGGAGAGCUGUGGGGAUGGGUUCACUGCUUCCAUCGAAACCAACAGCUCUACACCGACUGAUCGCCGAGGCCAUCUUACCAAUGAUUUCUUGAGCUUCUACUAUGCAUGCAAGAAGGAUCUUGGGCAAGGGAAUGACACCUUCAUAUACAGGCUCUGUUUGUUCACUGUCGAGGGGACCAACUCUUCCUGCAGCAUUGAAUCACAGAGCAUUUGUUCUUAUCCAUCACAGUUAGUGCAGUGCGGCAUUCAACCAUACCUCCUCUUUCUAGCCGCUCCUGGAAUCCAUGGCGGCGAUUCGACCGACUGUUCGAUCGAUGAGGAACUAAAGAAACCAGUCGCGAAUCCCGCUCUGAUGCUCAAUCAAUCGCCAUAACUCGCUUCCAGCUUGGUGAACACCGUCAGGUCUAGCGGCGAUGUAAGAAAUUAAACUGUCCUCCCAGAGUAAAACUCUCAACAAUCCCUACUUUAUUAAAGAAAAGGGCAAAGGAGCAAACAAGACCCGAUCGGAUUGGGGCAAAGGAGCAAAAAAGACCCGAUCUUUCAAUCCGAUCGCUUUAAUGCUAGGUCCAGACAAUCGAACUCCGGCUGACAAUUCAAUUGACUAUCGAUCGGCACAGCUUUAGGGUUUAGGAGUUGUGUAGGUGCCGCCGAAUUCGUUGACUGAUCCAAAGCGUCGCCUCACCGGAGCCUUCUGCCUUCCAAUCGCCUUGUUUGCCCACUUCCAAGUCGUAAAUGAGUUUUGCCAUGACUGCUUUUAAUUGAAGGCAUCACGAUGGUCAAAAUCCAACUUUUCCUCUGAGAACAAGCAAAGUGAAAAAUUAAGUACGAUUUGUGGAAAAUGGAAAUACGAAUGCCUUGUUUGAAACAGUAGUGUUGUAAACGUAAAGAGAAAACAAACUACAGAGAUGAGGAUGAGACU